AUGUACGCAGAAAGCCUAGACAAUGCUGUGGUGGACACAACCAAGGAGGACACAGAGCCUGCUGAUGCAGACAUCAUGGGGCUGUGCCAGGACGUGUUCUCCAAAAUGGCCACAUACCUGACAAGUGAGCUGACAGCCACCAUUGAAGACUACAAACUUCUGAAAAAUAUGAACAAAUUGACUAGCUUGAAGUAUCUAGAAAUGAAAGAAAUUGCAGUGAACAUAAGUAGAAACCUAAAAGACAUCAACCAAACAUAUAAAGCUUUUCAGCCUUAUCUAGAUCAGAUCACCUUAAUUCAGGAGCAAGUAGCAGCUCUGGAGCAGGCAGCUUACCAGCUGAAUGUAUAUUCAAAGAAACUAGAAGCAAAGUACAAGAAGUUAGAGAGGCGAUGA
Messenger RNA from Phascolarctos cinereus (koala), 393 nucleotides. RefSeq names its product biogenesis of lysosome-related organelles complex 1 subunit 2-like. Gene Ontology annotation, molecular function: gamma-tubulin binding. The record is from RefSeq and is a predicted model, not a curated record. Gene Ontology annotation, cellular component: gamma-tubulin complex; BLOC-1 complex; BORC complex. Lineage: Eukaryota; Metazoa; Chordata; Mammalia; Diprotodontia; Phascolarctidae. Gene Ontology annotation, biological process: lysosome localization; endosomal transport.